Tetrahymena thermophila SB210 is the source of this 1437-nucleotide messenger RNA. RefSeq names its product tetratricopeptide repeat protein. The transcript has 7 exons. Lineage: Eukaryota; Ciliophora; Oligohymenophorea; Hymenostomatida; Tetrahymenidae. The record is from RefSeq and is a predicted model, not a curated record.
UCAUAAUUUAACAAAUAUUAAAUCAACUUCCAAUUUUCAAUUAUUUAAUUAAUAAAAGAGGUGAUCAAAUUACUAAUUAUGCAAGCUCUUAUUUUAAAGCUAAUUAUUAUAGUUUCUAUUCCAAUCAUUAUAGGUGUUGGAAUAGUAUUAACUGUAUUCUAUAAGCAGCUAUGGAUUGCACUCGAUGAGUGGGAAAGGGACAGUAGUGUAUGGAUAAAUCAGACGCAGUAAUAAACCCUAUACAAUUCUGUACUAUCACAGUAACUUCUAGAAUAGUACAGCUUUAACUAACUCUAAUUACAUAUGGUGGUUAUGAAAAGUUUACUCUCAAAAUAUUAAUAAUCUAUCAUCAUAUAAAAUCCUGCAGCUAAUUUUACAGUUUGUUCAUAUAGAGAAUUGGAAUUCAAUUAAUGUGCUUAAAAUGUUUAUGACUAAUUAAACGAAAAUCUGUUCUAUGCAGAUAUAUACUUUGUAAGAUCUAUUUUUGAAUUUAAACUCCUUACUCCUCAACAAUAAUAUUUCAUUGAAAUGAAUCAAAGAGUUUCUUUUUAUGGAAGGGCAUCUGUUCUAGCAACUCAAAAUGAAGGACUUAUAUAAUUGAUAUACUCAUAUAAUUCAGAUACAACUUCUAUUUUAUAUGGCGUACCUACAUAGUUAUUCAACGUUACAGAUGCUGAUUAUGAAUCCUGUAUGGGAAGCGGUUUCAUAGAACCAUAUGACCCAAGAUGUAGACAUUGGUACGCCUACGCCUAGUAAAAUCAAGGAUUCUUCAUUUAUGAGCCUUAUCUCAAUGUAGUAGUAGAUAAUUUACUGAUGACUCUUUCUAGUUAAGUUGAUUAUAAAAAAGAGUUUUAUUCAGUAGCUAGUAUUGAUUUCGGAAUGUAAAAUAUAGUUUAAUUAUUUAAUUCAGCUUUAAGUGAGAACGCAUAUUCAGUACUAAUUCAUGAGUUCAAUCAAACAGUAGACUUUUAUUAAAAAUAUUAUUUAUUUUAUUGUUUUUUUAUUCUAUUUUAAUUUAUAACUUAGGUAUUCUAUCAUCCUAUGUUAUUAUUCCAUCAGGUUCUGUCUUGGGCAGAUUUAGAAUUUAUUAAUAUAAAUUAAUACUGCAGCGAUUCUGUAGAAUUAAUGUAAUAAUGCUAUAACUAAAAAGAAGACUUUUCUAAUUAAAUAGAUCAGACCAUACAAUUUAUCAAAAAUGGAAAUUAUUCUACUGAAGAUCAAUUUAACUUAGAUUAACUGUAUUAAAGAUGGGAAAGAUUUGGAUAAAAACUGUAAUUUUAUAUUUAUUUAUUUAUUAUUUGUAGAUUUAUAAUUUUUUAAAAAAAGGAUAAGCAUAAUUUUCCCUAUCAAGAGCUAGAUAAAAGGAUUUAAUAACCAAUAGCCAUAUUCUUACGCUAUAUUAAUGACCGCAAGAGUAAUAACAGAUAAAAGCGAUGA